Caenorhabditis auriculariae is the source of this 716-nucleotide messenger RNA. The record is from the annotation of a GenBank genome assembly. Lineage: Eukaryota; Metazoa; Nematoda; Chromadorea; Rhabditida; Rhabditidae.
AUGUUCGCUGUGCUCUCAGUUCUUCUGGCGCUUGUCGCCUUCGCCUCUGCUCAGUUCGGUUUCGGCGCCAACCAAGGAGUUGGCCUCAACGCCGCCGGUCUCAACCCUCGUGCAAGUACGUCUACACAUUAUUAUACCUCUCAGUGAAUUUUGAAUGAGUCAUUCUGACUGGAACUGAUUUCUUGAGUAACUUCCAAUCAUUAAUAGUUUUUCUAUUGAAAAUCGAGAACAAACUGUAACUUUUAUAAGUCAGCGCACAAGAAGGUUGCUGGCCUAACGCGAAAGAUUUUUCUCAGUUCUUGAAUAGAAUAAAGUUUUAUCAAAAAAAUAUUUUAUCAUACAUCUCUGUUGUUUAAUCGAGUGAUUGAUUUGAUUGAUUAACUGAUUAAGCUUCUGACUACAGAUCUCUACGGCAACGGUAACCUUGGAUACGGAGGCCGAGGCUAUGGAGGCCAGGGCUAUGGAGGCCAGGGCUAUGGCGGACAAGGCCGAUUCGGAGGACAGUAUGGAGGCCAGGGUCCAUAUGGAAACCAAUACGGCGGCCAAGGAGGAUUCGGAGGCCAGCAGUACGGAGGCGGCCGACCAUACGGCGGAGGCUUCGGCGGCAACGGCAACGUCGGUCUUGGAGGUUUUCUUUUUCGUCUUUCUGACGGAAAUUCAUGUUUUUUGCAGUUCAACCAGGUGUCGGCGGAGUCGUUGGGAGCUUCUUGGGCUAA